AUGUCACCACCUCCCUUGUGCAGAUUCUUGAAAAUCCGGGCUUUCCUGUUCUUUCUCCUGGUCACUUUAUCUUGCUCCCUCUCAUUCAAAAUCGCCCAUAUCGAUCAAAAGGACGCAAACAAGCAAAUCGAAGUCGCCGGGCACGCAUACAUCACGGACCAGGGCAUCCAACUCACACCAUAUGACCGCAACCGGGCUUUAAACGGCAAAGCCGGCCGAGCAAAGUAUGCAGAGCCACUGCACCUAUGGGACAAAGCCACUGGAAAUUUAGCUGAUUUUUCAACCCAUUUCACCUUCAACAUCGACUCAGAUGGAAACAGUAGCUAUGCCGAUGGAUUAGCCUUCUUCCUGGCGAAUUUCACCACCCAAUUCAAUGAAUCCAUAAUCCCUGGCGGCUCAGGCCUUGGCCUUAUGGAUCCAACGCUGAUAAAAAGCUCAGAUCAAGAGCGUUUCGUGGCCGUGGCGUUUGAUACCUACUCAAACCAGAAGGAUAUCCCCAUGAAAAAUGUGAGUAUCAAUGUCGAAUCUAUGCGGGUUUCUGCUAUUAGCACAGCAUGGAUAAACAACAUUACACAGGGGAAGGACAACAAUGCUUCCAUUACUUAUAAUGCCACUUCCAAGAUUCUCCCGGUUUUUUUCACAGGGUUUUCCAAUGGUCAUUACCAGACAGGUAGCCUUAGCCAUGAGAUUGAUCUGAGAGAUUACUUGCCCGAAUUCGUUAGCAUUGGCUUCUCGGGCGCAACAGGAAUGUUCUUCGAGAAAAACACUGUCAGCUCAUGGCAGUUCAAUUCCACUCUACUCAGCUCAAACUCGGCCAAUAAUGUUUCUGUAUGGCCCGCUACCCAAAACCAUACUAUUAGUAGUUUAGUAAAUCAAGAAGGAAAGAACAAGAAGAAAGAUCUAGAGAUAGCAGGAUUCUGUAUUGCUGUUCUCACUUUAUUUGCUGUGCUGUCUCUUGUCAUAUAUAAAUGUUUCAAGAAGAUAAAGACAGCAAAAGGGGAUGAUAAUCCGAAUACUAAUGGUCGGGCAAUGGGCGAUACUCAUCAGAGUAGUCUUGUUGGGGAAAUGGACGGUGUGUUUCAAAAGGCUGGCACUGGAGCUAAGAAGUUCUCAUACAGUGAAUUGGCAACUGCAACUAACAGCUUCUCAGAGGAGCAGAAGCUUGGAGAAGGGGGAUUUGGUGGGGUUUAUUUAGGGUUCUUGAGGGACUUGAAUUUGGAGGUGGCUGUGAAGAGAGUAUCUAGCCAGUCUAAACAGGGGAUUGAGCAAUACGCGUCAGAAGUGAAGAUCAUCAGCCGAUUGAGACAUAGAAAUUUAGUGCCACUUCACGGUUGGUGCCACGAGAAAGGGGAGCUGUUGCUUGUUUAUGAAUACAUGCCAGGAGGCAGCUUAGACUCCCAUCUCUUCAAGAGAAAGUCACCUUUGAAUUGGAAGCUCAGGUAUAGAAUUGCACAAGGCUUGGCCUCUGCUUUGUCCUAUCUGCAUGAAGAAUGGGAACAAUGUGUUUUGCAUAGGGAUAUUAAGUCCAGUAAUGUCCUGUUAGAUUCGAGCUUCAAUGCUAGACUUGGUGAUUUCGGGUUGGCCUCACUAAUUGACCAUGAAAAAGCACCUGAAAAAACCUAUAUGGGAGGGACACCAGGGUACGUAUGA
Molecule: messenger RNA, 1650 nt
Organism: Ipomoea triloba (trilobed morning glory)
Lineage: Eukaryota; Viridiplantae; Streptophyta; Magnoliopsida; Solanales; Convolvulaceae
Product: L-type lectin-domain containing receptor kinase IX.1-like
Exons: 1
Coding region: 1-1650 (549 amino acids)
Biological process (GO): protein phosphorylation
Cellular component (GO): plasma membrane
Molecular function (GO): ATP binding; protein kinase activity; carbohydrate binding
Source: RefSeq, a predicted model, not a curated record